Molecule: messenger RNA, 3840 nt
Organism: Pecten maximus
Lineage: Eukaryota; Metazoa; Mollusca; Bivalvia; Pectinida; Pectinidae
Product: mutS protein homolog 5-like
Exons: 28
Coding region: 228-2774 (848 amino acids)
Biological process (GO): chiasma assembly; mismatch repair
Cellular component (GO): nucleus
Molecular function (GO): ATP-dependent DNA damage sensor activity; ATP binding; mismatched DNA binding
Source: RefSeq, a predicted model, not a curated record
UGGUGACGUAGUAAAUAUUGCGUAGUAGUAUAUCCAUAUAUGGAACAAAGCUGUACUGACUGGGUCAGCGGUACACAAAGGGAAAAUGAAGUUGAUGUUUUAAAUUGAAACCCAUCACUUCGUAGAUGUUUUGAAUUGGAAAAGUAACUGCCGACGUAUUUGCCAUAAGACCUAGAUUAUUCAGUGAUUGAAACCUGUCCUAGGUUGGUCCAUUGAGCUACAGUAAAAUGUCUUCAACUACCCCGAGUACAAAAACACCUGGAGCUUGUUCCUCUCUAAGCUCUGGAGCCCGACAGACAAAUGGAAGUAUUAGUAUGGACACAGAGGAUGAGGACAUUCAACUUGACCAGGUUCAGCAGAUUCACCAGGACAAAACAGCCCAACUAGAACAACAGGUAUACAUAGGUGUUGUGUGGCAGAGUGGAAAAUUAGGACUGGCCUACUAUGAUAUAGAUACCACUCAGAUAAACAUGAUGUUAGACACUGUGGAAACUGACGAAUUCACCAUGUUAAAGAGAGUCCUAAGACAGAUACCACCUGUUUGUGUGGUUGUUGGUACCAAACAGGACGAGCGUUUGAUAAAGACAUUAAGGGCACUAUUGGUACCGAAGGUCGACAAGGAAGAUCCUGAUGCUGAUCAGGGACUACAGGAUUCGGACAUUGUCAAGUUGCUGCCGAGUGUUGACUUCAGUUUGGAUAUCUGUAAGAGAAGACUGCUGAACCUAGACCUGCCCUCUAUCCCCAAACACUUCACAGAGACAGAGAAGACUCUCUACUUGUCAUCUCUAGUCCCAUUCGACAACGUUUCCAUGGUGAGAGCCACUGGAGGUUUACUGAAGUACCUCGAGAAGAUGAGGAUUGGUGUGGAGUUGGAAGACAGUAUUGUUGGAGUACCUGUCCUAGAUCUGAGGUGUUUCUCACUAGGUGAUCAAAUGGUAUUAGAUGACACUGCCUAUAGCUCCCUCCAGAUUUUCCAGCGUGAAUCCCAUCCCUCUGCAUACAAGGCAGGGUCACGUAGUGCAAAGGAAGGUCUCAGUCUCUUUGGGAUUCUGAAUCGCUGUCGAUCCCAAGUAGGCAGUAGAAAGCUGAGAAUGUGGUGUCUACAGCCCCUACGAGAUCUAUGUGUGUUGACCCAGAGACAAAACGCCAUUGCUUUCUUCGUAAGCCCUCGUAACAUUGAGGUGCUUACGACGCUGACCGAUUGCCUUAAACACAUCAAGAAUGUCACGAGGGUUCUGGCCAGAAUGACCAACACUCAAGCUUCGGUUGGAGACUGGCAGGCACUCUACAAGACAGCCUAUCAUGCCAUCUACAUUGGAGAUAUAUGUAGGGCUCAGAACAAGGGAAUUGAUAUCUUCAAAAAGAUAUCCACCAACUUCACAGAGGAUCUGCACCGCAUCGCUACUCUUGUCAGCAAGAUCGUUGACUUUGAGGAGAGUAGCAGUCAAGGACGAUUUGUGGUCAAAACUGGAGUGGACUCAGAACUGGAUGAACGAAAGAGGACAUACAAUGGCCUUCCUGAUUUCAUGACCAAAGUGGCCAAGGAGGAACUCAACAGGCUCAGUGACGAAAUCACAGAAUGUAAUGUCAUCUACCUUCCUCAGCUUGGGUACCUGUUGGCUAUCCCGAAGAUGGACCGUAUGCAGACAGAGGCGGACUAUGUCAUCCCAGGUCUAGAGUUUAUGUUUCUAUCCAAUAGUAUGCUUCACUAUAAAAGUGCUAGCACCAGAGAGUUGGACCGGCUGUUGGGGGAUACACAGUGUGAAAUAACAGACCAAGAGAACAGCAUAAUGCACAAGCUACAGAACACCAUCCUAGAACACUCAAGGGUCCUCAUCGAUGUAAUGGACCUGUGUGCUGAACUCGACUGUCUGGCUACUCUAGCCCAGUGUGCACGGGAGUACAACUAUGUUAGACCCAAACUAGUCCAUGAUGCUGUCAUCGAUGUCAAACAAGGGAGACACCCUCUCCAGGAGCUGUGCUGCACUCCAUUUGUUCCUAAUGAUGUCCUGAGUAGUGGAGAGAACGGCAAGAUCAAAAUCCUUACUGGUCCUAAUGCUUCUGGGAAAAGUGUCUACCUCAGACAGGUGGGAAUGAUUGCAUAUCUGGCCCAUAUUGGCAGCUUUGUCCCAGCAGAACAAGCUACUAUUGGAAUGUUUGACAGGAUUUUCACACGCAUACACUCUCUGGAAAGUGUCUCCGUUGGUCUCUCCACCUUUAUGAUCGACAUCAAUCAGAUGACGGAGAGUUUGAGGAAUGCCACUGAUAAGUCCCUGGUUCUGGUGGACGAGUUUGGCAAGGGUACAUCUAUGACAGAUGGACUGUCUCUACUGUGUUCCAGCAUCAUGUACUGGGAUGAUAUGAAGGGGGCGUGUCCCCAUGUGGUGGUGUCAACUCAUUUCCACAGCAUGGUCCACCAACACCUACUGCCGCUCUCCCCGAAUAUAAAGUACCUGACUAUGGACACAAUACAUGAUGAGGAAGAGUUACUCUUCCUGUAUCAACUCAAGGAGGGUCACACGAGCUCCAGCUAUGCCAGCUACAUCGCCAGCAAAUCUGGUCUGCCUGAGGAGAUUGUCAAACGAGGCGUGGAGGUGUGUGAGCUGAUCAAAGACAACAAACCUGUACACAGAGUGGACAGUCCUGGUGUCGAUGUCCAGUAUAAACGAUGUGAAAACAUUGUGAACAAGUUCCUGGAGCUUGACCUUGAUACAGACGACCUUCAAGCAUUUCUCCGAGAUGUUGUACUUCCAGCUUCUCAGGGACUCCUCUGAUACAUCAGUACAUAUGACAGACAUUCCCGAGUCAUUCUGAUACAUCAGUACAUAUGACGGACAUUCCCGAGUCAUUCUCAUACAUCAGUACCAAACAUUCCCACAACCUACUGUAUAACAUAAAAUGUUUGUGGGUACUUUCGUUCAUGGUUUAGAGCAUUCAAAUUAUUUUCAGGGUACUGACUUUUGUGGUUAGUCCAUACAACAAUAAUAUAACAAUAAUACAUACAACAUUCGUAUUUAUAUAUAUUUGUAGUUCCAUAGCAACCAAGAAAACAACAAAAGUUUAUACACAUGCAACAAAUGUUUCAUGUUAAGCCGUUGAUAAUGAUGAAGAGUUUUAAUAUGUAUGUUUUUUAAUGAAUUUAUCCACAGGGGCAGGUAGCGAAUUGCCAAUCUUGACCUAGUAGGUAAACAUACAUAGCUAAAAAACAAAUAUUCAUCAAAUCCAUGUAUUGCAGGUAUGGACAUGUGCAGGAAGCCUUACUCUUCAGAUUGAUAUCAAGCUUUGGACAUUGGGAUCAAAUUGGCAGUGAUAAUCCAACUUGCAAUCCUGUCAAACAGUUUCAAAAAUUAUUCGAAAUAUUUUUGAAAGUGUGUUGGUUAAAAACAAUGUGGAUUAAUACUGUUCAUUAGUUAUACAUGCUUUGGGGUUCUGUUAUUUUAGAUGUGAUCUGGGUCAAGCCACCCUUAACUACAUCAAGAUUGUCAACACUGUUUUAACAGAUGGGAAGUUGACUUAUCGCUGUCAACGUGAUGCCACAGUAGAAAGGUAUCAGUUUGAAGAGUUAGGCUCUCUACACAUAUCAGUACCUGAAUUACAUGGUUACAUUGAUGUGAGUGAUAUUUUUUGAGUUAGGAGUUUCGAAAUAAAGGUCCUGCUGCCACAAGGAAAAUCUGGUUGUAUCCCUUUUAUUGUUUACUUACUAUAUUAAGGUCAUCAGUUCCCUACCAGCCCCUGCAUGAAAACCGUUGUAUGCUAAUAAGCCCACCCCUAUCUACUAUGCAACAUGAAAUUCCUGUGCAUAAACUUUCAUUGUUGUGGUUGCUAUUAUAAAAACAAAGA